Messenger RNA from Adineta steineri, 4467 nucleotides. Lineage: Eukaryota; Metazoa; Rotifera; Eurotatoria; Adinetida; Adinetidae. The record is from the annotation of a GenBank genome assembly.
AUGAUUACAUGGCGUUGGAUAAUUCAUCCAGAUUCUCAUUCAACAGUAACAAGUGAUACAACAACAUCCGAAACAACAAAAUUAGAUGAAAAUGGUGAAACAGCUACAACAACUAAAACAAUUGUUGAAAAACAUACUAUAAAAACAACAACUGCCGUUGAUACUGUACCACCAGCUGACGGAGCAGAUACUGGUGCUGAUGUUAAACAACGUCUUAUUCCAACAUUAGAUCCAACUUUACCACCAGGUGUAAUACAGGGUCCAUUGAAAACUCGAGAAUUAUUUGUUAAAUAUGAUGGUUUAUCAUAUUGGACAUGUGAAUGGUUACCUGAAUUACAAGUUGAAGUACAUCAAUCAUCAUUAUGGCGUUGUUAUAUAAAAAAAAUUAGUGAUGCUAAACAACCACAACCAACAAUUGAUGCUGAUGGUGAAAUUGAAGAAGAUGAAGAAGUAUCAAGACGUUAUUAUAAUCCUAAAUUAGAACAAAGAUAUUAUAAAAAUGGUGUACGACCGGAAUGGCUUUGUGUACAUCGAAUAAUAAAUCAUCAAAAAGAAAAAGGUACACCAAUGUAUUAUUUAGUUAAAUGGAGAGAAUUAGGUUAUGAUCAAGCAACAUGGGAACUUGAAAAAGAUGGAGAAUAUACACAUGAAAUUGAAAAUUGGCAACAACAUAUUGAUAAUUAUUGGAAAUUAAGAAAUGGUUCUGAUGCUGAAGAGAAGAAAAAGAAAAAACCAGUUUCAUCGAAAACAACACGUCGUUCAAAUCGUGAACUUGAAGAAGCUCGUUCAGUUGAUGCAAAUGGAGAUUCAGGUGAUGAAUAUGAACGUUCAGGAAAAUAUCCACCACCACGUAAACGUUAUGAAAAACAACCUGAUUUUGUUGAUGUCACUGGUGGUACACUUCAUCCAUAUCAAUUAGAAGGUUUAAAUUGGUUACGUUUUUCAUUUUCACAAAAUACGGAUGUUAUUCUUGCUGAUGAAAUGGAAGGUCUUUCACGUGGACCAUUUCUAAUUAGUGCACCAUUAGCAACUAUUAUUAAUUGGGAAAGAGAAUUUGAAUAUUGGGCACCAGAUAUGUAUGUUGUUACUUAUACUGGAGAUAAAGAAGCAAGAUCAGUUAUUCGCAGAAAUGAAUUUUCAUUUGAAGAUGAUGCAAUUCGUGCUGGUCCACGUGCAAGUAAAAUUCGUAGUGGUGCCAAAGUUAAAUUUCAUGCAUUAUUAACUUCAUAUGAAUUAGUUAGUGUUGAUUCAGCAACAUUAAAUUCAGUUGAUUGGUCUGUUUUAGUUAUUGAUGAAGCACAUCGUUUAAAAAAUAAUCAAUCAAGAUUUUUUCGAACAUUAUUUGAAUUUAGUAUUGGUUAUAAAGUUCUUCUUACUGGUACACCAUUACAAAAUAAUCUUGAAGAACUUUAUCAUUUAUUAAACUUUUUAAAACCAGAUAAAUUUAGUGAUAUGGAUGGUUUUCUUAAAGAAUUUAGUGAUCUAGCUAAAGAUGAACAAGUUGCUAAAUUACAUGACAUCUUAGGUUCACAUAUGUUACGUCGUUUAAAAGCUGAUGUUUUAAAAAAUAUGCCAACUAAAUCGGAAUUUAUUGUACGUGUUGAAUUAAGUCCUGUGCAAAAGAAAUAUUAUCGUGCUAUAUUAACGAAAAAUUUUGAUGCUUUAAAUGUCAAAGGUGGUGGUGGACAAGUUUCAUUAUUAAAUAUAGUUAUGGAAUUAAAAAAAUGUUCCAAUCAUCCAUAUUUAUUACCUGCUGGACAGUUUGAAGCACCACGUACAGCAAAUUUAGCUUAUGAAGGUACAGCAUUAACAAAAGCAAGUGGAAAAUUAGAUUUAUUAGCUAAAAUGUUAAAAAUAUUAAAAGAACAAGGACAUCGUGUUUUAAUCUUUUCACAAAUGACAAGAAUGUUAGAUAUAUUAGAAGAUUUUCUUGAAUAUUAUGGUUAUAAAUAUGAACGUAUGGAUGGUAAAACAGGUGGUUCAGAUAGACAAGAUGCAAUUGAUCGUUUUAAUGCGCCAGGUGCCGAACAAUUUUGCUUUUUACUUUCAACACGUUCCGGUGGUCUCGGAAUUAAUUUAGCUACAGCUGAUACAGUUAUUAUUUAUGACAGUGAUUGGAAUCCACAUAAUGAUAUUCAAGCUCUUUCACGUGCACAUCGUAUUGGUCAACAAAAUAAAGUAAUGAUAUAUCGUUUUGUUACUCGUGAUUCCGUCGAAGAACGUAUAACACAAGUUGCUAAGAAAAAAAUGAUGUUAACACAUUUAGUUGUUCGACCAGGUGCUGGCCGUGGUACAAAUAUGAGUAAAAAAGAAUUAGAUGAUAUCUUACGUUUUGGUACUGAAGAUUUAUUUAAAGAUGAAGAUGAAGUUGUAGGAAAUGGUGAAGGUGGUGGUGGUGAAGCUGCUAGUAGUGCAAGAAUUCAUUAUGAUGAUCAAGCUAUUGAAAGAUUACUUGAUCGUUCACAAGAAGGCAUACAAGAGAAAGAAGAAGGUCUUAAUGAAUAUUUAUCAAGUUUUAAAGUUGCAUCCUAUGGUACACGUGAAGGAAAUGAUGAAGAUGAAGAAGAUAUACGUGAACAACCAGCAACAACAACAGUUGAUGAAAAUCUUGAUCAAUACUAUUGGGAUAGAUUAUUACGUGUACAAUUUGAACAAGAUCGUGAAUUAGAAAGUCAUGCAUAUGGAAAAGGUAAACGUACAAGACGUCAACUUAAUUAUGCUGUACCAAAUAAUGAUGAAAAUUGGAAUGAACAUAAUUCAGAUAUAGCCAGUGAAUAUGAAGCACCAUCAGCUGGUGGUGGUGAAGAUGAAGAUGGUGAUUUUGAUGGCACAUAUAAUCAAGGACGUAAAUCAGGACGUGAACGUCCAUUACCACCAUUAAUAUCUAAAUCAGGUACAAAUAUUGAAAUCUUAGGUUUUAAUCCACGACAACGUAAAGCAUUUUUAAAUGCAAUUAUGCGUUUUGGUAUACCACCACCUGAUGCAUUUAAAUCUCAAUGGUUAGUUAGAGAUUUACGUUGUAAAACCGAAAAAGAAUUUCGUGCAUAUGUUUCAUUAUUUAUGAAACAUUUAUGUGAAAAUGUUACAGAUAAUGCAGAUACAUUUUCUGAUGGUGUACCACGAGAAGGUCUAUCUCGACAUCAUGUUCUAUCACGUAUUGGUAUAAUGUCAUUAAUACGAAAGAAAGUUCAAGAAUUUGAAAAUAUUAAUGGAUUAUGGUCGAUAUCUGAACAAGUUCCAAAUGAUAUAAAGGAUGAAUCAGAUGAUGUAAAAUCAUCAACAACAAUAAAUAAAACAGCAAGUAGUACAAGUGUUGCAUCAAGUGAAAAUACAACAAAUAUUCAAGCUUCUGAAUCUAUUGAACAGGCAACAAGUGGUACACCAUUAAAUGAAAUAUUAGCUAGUGGAUCAAGUAAUAAUUUAAUUGGUGAAUCAAUGAGUUUAAGUGAUUUAAUUCCUAUUAAAAAUGAAAUAAGUAAUGAUGUAGAAAUGAAAGAUACUGAAGACAAUAAAUCAAAUAAUGAAAAACAAACUAUUGACGAGAAACCAGAUAUAGCUGAAUUAAAUGUCAAUACAUCACAAAAAGAAUCUUCGAAAUCAUCAACACAUCGUAAAUCGAAUUAUGUUCGUAAUGAUAAAUUAAAAGAUUAUAAAUUUAUGUUUAAUAUUGCUGAUGGUGGUUUCACUGAACUUCAUUCAUUAUGGUUAAAUGAACAACGUGCAUUAGUACCAAAUCAUGAACAAGAAAUUUGGCAUCGUCGUCAUGAUUAUUGGUUAUUAGCUGGUAUUGUAACACAUGGUUAUUCACGUUGGCAAGAUAUACAAUUAGAUCCGAAAUUUACGAUUAUAAAUGAACCAUUUAAAAUGGAUGUGGGAAAAGGAAAUUUUCUUGAAAUGAAAAAUAAAUUUUUAGCACGUCGUUUUAAAUUAUUAGAACAAGCACUUGUUAUUGAAGAACAAUUACGUCGUGCAGCUUUCUUAGGUUUAGCUAUGGAACAAACAAAUCCUGCAUUAACAUUAUCACAACGUUUUAGUGAAGUUGAAUGUUUAGCUGAAUGUCAUCAACAUCUAUCAAAAGAAUCAUUAACUGGAAAUAAACCGGCUAAUGCUGUACUUAAUAAAGUUCUUACACAAUUAGAAGAACUAUUAAAUGAUAUGAAACAAGAAAUCAAUAAAUUACCAGCUACAUUAGCAAGAUUACCACCAGUAUCACAAAGACUUAAUAUGUCAGAACGAAGUAUACUUUCACGUUUACCUAAUGGUCAAAAUCAACAAUCAUCAACAACAGUAACAAAUGGAAAUGGUCAUGCUUAUGCAAAUUAUUCGAAUUUUAUUGGACCAUUUGCAUUACCCGCUGGUGGUGGAACUAAUAAUACUAAUAAACCAACUUCUUCAUCAUCUACUACAUCUGUCGAUUCGUCAUCAACUCGAAUGAAAUCUUCAACAUCUAGUAAUAAUAUAUCUUAA